CCGGCGAUGGCUAGGGGGGAAGAGUGAGAUGCUGCAUGGAGAGCAAGUCAUUAAAGGCAGACGUGGGGAUGGGGGCAUCUCUGCUGGCAGCUGUGUGCGCCGCCACCGUGUCAAGCCCGGCCGUGGCUCUGGUGGACGAGAGAAUGAGCACUGAAGGAACAGGGCUGCCCUUCGGCCUUAGCAACAACCUUCUGGGUUGGAUCCUGCUGGGUGUCUUCGGCCUCAUUUGGGCUUUCUAUACUGUUUACACUUCCGAGCUCGAUGAGGACGAAGAAUCUGGAAUGUCUCUCUAAUUGUCCUCUCAUUAUUUCCUUCUCUCUGCCGCCUCUAAACUUGCAAACUCCUCUCCCUUCCUAAAUUAAGCUUUGUAUCAAUACUACUUGUACAUCUUUUCCCACCCAAACCACUUCCUUCUUUCUUUGUUCAUUUGUCACUCCAAUUCCGGAGCAUAUUGCAUGCAUGCAAGAGUCACAAUUGCUAUUAAGCACACUCUUAAUUCCUGUAUUUAA
Neltuma alba is the source of this 509-nucleotide messenger RNA. RefSeq names its product photosystem II reaction center W protein, chloroplastic-like. The transcript has a single exon. Gene Ontology annotation, cellular component: chloroplast; chloroplast thylakoid membrane; photosystem II. The coding region runs from base 36 to 293 and encodes 85 amino acids. Lineage: Eukaryota; Viridiplantae; Streptophyta; Magnoliopsida; Fabales; Fabaceae. Gene Ontology annotation, biological process: photosystem II stabilization; photosynthesis. The record is from RefSeq and is a predicted model, not a curated record.